AUGCCCGCUGCCCAAUAUGACAACACUCGCUCAUCACCGACAUGCCCCAUUUACAGAACACCCGGAAAGGACCUCGAGGAAAGGCUGAACAAGGAAUUUGGCCCCGGGAACCCCUUCUACGAAGACUUCUGCACGUACAUUAGGCAAGGCCUCACGGAAGGCUGGGUCGCUGAGACGGAAAUCUCGGGCCCCAACUACAAACGAGGCAAGAUUGCGCUUCCCUCCGCCGAGACUCGCUAUUUCAGCAUCACAACAGUGUACAUGAACAGCCAGGAAGAAUUCAAGGGCCAGUACCACAGACACCCAUACGGGGAGAUCAACUGCGUCGUGCAGAUUGAUGACACGGCAGAACUGAUGGGGAUGCAGGGCUGGCAGGGCGCUGGCUGGACUUCGCCUGGGCCCGGGACGCAUCAUUAUCCGCAGGUUAGAGGCGGCGCGCUGGUGGCAUUGUUUUUCUUGCCUGCCGGCAGGAUUGCGUAUAAUGCCACGCCAGACAUGCCUCAGCCUCUGAGUGUUUAG
Metarhizium acridum CQMa 102 is the source of this 519-nucleotide messenger RNA. RefSeq lists its product as uncharacterized. NCBI's taxonomy places the organism in Eukaryota, Fungi, Ascomycota, Sordariomycetes, Hypocreales, Clavicipitaceae. The record is from RefSeq and is a predicted model, not a curated record.